Molecule: messenger RNA, 339 nt
Organism: Helobdella robusta
Lineage: Eukaryota; Metazoa; Annelida; Clitellata; Rhynchobdellida; Glossiphoniidae
Exons: 3
Coding region: 1-339 (112 amino acids)
Molecular function (GO): phenylpyruvate tautomerase activity; cytokine activity
Source: RefSeq, a predicted model, not a curated record
AUGCCGUCUUUCACACUGAACACUAAUUUGCCGAGGGAUAAGAUUCCUCCUAAUUUUCCGGCUGAAAUUUCCAAAUUGCUUUCGAAGCUUACCGGAAAGCCGGAGUCUUACAUAACAGUGGCCAUAAAUUCGGACCAGUUGCGAGUAUUCAAUGGUACUCCAGCUCCGUGUGCAAGUAGCACUCUAGAAAUUUUGGGAAGUGUGGACAGCAAGAAGGUCACCAAGGAAAUUAAUGGUCUGAUUCAUGAAAAACUGGGUAUUGAUUUUGACAGACUGUUCCUAUUUUUCUACAACUUAAGUGGUUCUCAAGUUGGUCAUGGUCAAUCCACAUUUGGCUAA